Entamoeba histolytica HM-1:IMSS is the source of this 2553-nucleotide messenger RNA. Its product is annotated as Ras guanine nucleotide exchange factor, putative. The transcript has a single exon. Lineage: Eukaryota; Evosea; Mastigamoebida; Endamoebidae. Gene Ontology annotation, molecular function: guanyl-nucleotide exchange factor activity. Bases 1 to 2553 code for a protein of 850 amino acids. Gene Ontology annotation, biological process: positive regulation of GTPase activity; Ras protein signal transduction. The record is from RefSeq and is a predicted model, not a curated record. Gene Ontology annotation, cellular component: plasma membrane.
AUGUUGGGGCUUCAAGAAGAAAAACUUCAACAAAUGCAAGACGAGAUUCAGUCAUUAAAAUUAAAAGUGUCUUUGUUACAAUCAGAAAAGUAUAAGAAAAUGAGAUCUAUCAAUAUGAAAGCACUUGCUGGGGAUGAAAUUAAUGACGAAGAAAAGAAAAUGCUUCAAGCAGAAAUUAGUGCUAUAGAAACAUUAAGAAAUGAAUUACAAAAAGAACCAAUAAGAGAAUCAAGGUCAAGAAGAAUAGAACAAAAAAGACUUGACCGACAUUCAUUAUCAUUAACAUUUAGAAAGAAAAAAAAUAAUGUAAUUUCAUUUACUUCAUCAUCAAAAUUAAGUGGAGAUAGUGUUUCUAUUAAUGGAGGAAAUGGAACAGAAGCAAUAACAGAAACAUUAAAGAAAGCUAAAGAACAAGGAUUAAAUAAAGAAGAAAUUAUUGACCAAAUAUCAAGUUGUAUUAAUAAAUAUUAUCAAGACGCUCGACCAAUUAAAGUUGGAGGAGUAUUAAAAAGUGUAGAUGAAGAUGUUAUUGUAGAACAAAAAAGUAAUACACGAUUUUAUGUUCAUACACAAUUAUUACCUAGAUUUGAUGAAAUUACUAUUGAUGAAGAAGUUAAUAGAUUAGGUGAAGAAAAAGUAAAAAGUUAUGAUACUCUUGUUGGUCUUGUUUGUGAUUCAGCAGCUGUAGUUGGAUCAGUUGUAAUUGAUGCAUUAAGUUUUGCAUCAUUAGCAGUAGCAAGACCAGAAAUAGAAGAAUAUAUUUCACAAUUUCAAAGUGCAGUUGAAGCAGUAUUAGCAAAAGCAUCAACAUUAAUGGAAAUAACACAAGAAAUAAUGGAAUUAUAUGUAAGUCAUUGUGAAUGUAAUGAUGAAAACUUUAAGAAAUAUAUUGAAACAUAUAAAGCCACUAUUACAACGUUAAAUAAAAUUAAAUUAGAACCAGAAAUUAAUUCUCAUGUUCUUUCAGCAGCAAAAGGAGAAGGACAACAAUUAAGAGCUGGAUUUAUUGAAAGAGAUUUUUAUGAAAGUGGAAAAGGAUUAAGUGCAAUUGUAUCACAAUUAAUAGUUAGUAUUGGUAAUGUUGUUAGAAAUAGAAUAAAUAAAACAGAAGAUAAUGGAAAGAAAAAGAAAAAAGAAAAAAUUGAUGAAGAAAAUCCAUUUGUAUUAAAUAGUAAAGAUAUUGUAAAAUUAGAAGUUGUAGAAGUAGGAAGUAUUACAGUAACAUUAGUUAAUUCAUUAAAAAUAUAUGUUGGUAAAGUAUAUACUGCAAGAGAAGUAAGAAAAAUUAGUGAAAAUGAAACAGAAAAAUUAACAAUGGGAACUAAUGAUUUUUGGAGUGAGAUUGAAUCUUCAGAUAAACCGAAAGUUAUUACUAAAAAAGAUUCAAAAUCAAUUAAUGCAGGUUCAUUAAAUAGAAUUAUUGAAACAUUAACUUCACCUGAUUUUAGUGAUUUAUUCUUUAGAAGAACUUUUUUCUAUUCAUUUCCAUCAUUUGCUAAAGCAAAAGAAGUUGUUGAUUUGUUAAUUACAAGAUAUCUUGUUCCAGAUAAUAUUCCAAAAGAUAAAGCAACAUUAAUUAAAAGAAGAGUAGUUAUUGCAUUAAAAUAUUUUUGUAGUGAUGCAUUAGAUGAAUGUAAUCAAGGUUUAUUAGAAUAUAUUAAAUCAUUUUUAAAUAGACCAGAAGAAACUGAUCAACAACUUAAAAGUUUAACAGCUACUAUUGAUAAAAGGUUAUAUGAAAGAAAUCAAUUAAUUUCAAAUUAUUUUAUUCCUCCUGUUGAUUUAUUCUUAUCACAAGAUAUGUGUUCACCUGCUUUAUUUAUAUCAAAAAUGGAUGAUUAUGAAAUUGCAAAACAAUUAACUAUGGUUGAUUUUGGGAUUUAUAAAAAUGUUCGUCCAACUGAAUUAUUUGAUUGUUCAUUUGAUAAAAUGAAAUACAGAGCACCAAAUGUAUGUAAAAUGUUAGCACGAGUUGAUGAAAUUAGUCAUUGGAUAGGAACUAUGAUUUUAAUGUUUCCUGAUGUUGAAAUGAGAGCAAAAUUAAUGAACAAAUUCAUUUCAAUUGCAGAUAAAUUAUUAACAUUACAAAAUUAUCAAGCUUUAGCUGGAUUUUAUGUUGGAUUAGAAGCAUAUUCUCCUAUUGCUCGUUUACAAAAUACUCGUAAUUUAUUAACUCAACAAAGUGUAAAAACAAUGAAAAUAUUAGAAAGUUAUUUUGGACUUGUUAAUAAUUCAAAUUAUAAAAAUUAUCGUUCACUUAUUAAAGAUGUUAAAGGUGCAUGUGUUCCAUUUAUUGCUGUUGUAACAAAAGAUUUAACAUUUAUUACUGAAGGAAAUGAACCAAAAGUAAAAAAUGAAGAUGGAAUCUCAUUAAUUAAUUUUGAACGUCAAGAAAUGUGUUUGACUCAAAUUGAUGAUUUCUUACGAUUCCAACAAUUUACUUUCAAUUUCCCUAUUGUUCAACCUUUAAAUGGGUAUCUUCAACAACUGACAUCUCUUCCAGAAGAUUUGUUGUAUCGUAUUUCUAUCAUUUUGGAGCCAAGAAAGAAAUAA